Zea mays is the source of this 2297-nucleotide messenger RNA. Its product is annotated as endochitinase A-like. The record is from RefSeq and is a predicted model, not a curated record. Lineage: Eukaryota; Viridiplantae; Streptophyta; Magnoliopsida; Poales; Poaceae. The coding region runs from base 923 to 1969 and encodes 348 amino acids. The transcript is spliced from 3 exons.
UUUGGCUUCCUUCCUUGCAGCUGCAGUUCAGUUCACAUGGAACCAUUCAAUUGUUUCCAACCAUACGGUGCCCUUUUCUUCUUGCAUUUCCUUGCAUUGUUGCAAUUUCUGUUCCGAUGGUUCUUCAAAUCAAAUGACUUUUUUUUUUCAUUUGCCGUUUCAUUCAUGUUUGGCUACAAGAUGGACGAAACUAAAGCGGUACGUUCGUUGUAGCUGUAGACAAGUUACUGUAGAAUAUUAAUUUGUUCUGUCCAACCUUUUUGGAAGAGGCAACCGGCAAGUAUCACGUUUCCUUGCGCUGUAGGCGUACUUUUGUGUCUUUCUUGUGAUCCGUUGUUGUUUAAUUAGUUGAUCAGUCGUACUUACACGAGGCUUUUCGCUAACAUCUUUUAGUUCAUGUAUGGCCAUCCAGUGAAAACUUAGCGAACAAUAUCAUGCAUCAGUUGCUUUCUAUCAUGUGAUCACAAAAACUGGGAUCGCAAUAUAAUCAUUACACGCAGAUUUACGCUGGUCCUCGAAAAGGUUAAUUUUGUUGAAGUGUCGACCGUCGAUUUAGUGCUAAAAAAAAUCUACUGCGUAAAACAAGUCUUUUCAGGAUCAAGUUAAGCCGCCGCAGAAGCCCGGCGGUAACUUGGUGGUGAAAGUGAAGCCAUCCACCCCUAUCCCUGUGACGCCACGGGGCAACCUGGGCCAGCCGCCGGCCGCGAAGCCCGCACGGCCCCGGACCAGUGUGCCGUCGUCGCUGGCGGCAGGCAGCCCGAGGCUGUCCACCCCCGACCCCAGGCUGCGUCCGUCGUCGCACCUGCAACGGGAGCUGCGGCAAGCGCAACCACAGCCACCCGCCACGCCACGGAAGGAGAACAGGCUGCCGCCGCCGCCGUCCACCGCGGCAUCACCGGCCACGCCCAGGCCGAGGACGACGAUGCUGUCACGGAGCAGGAGCAUGUUCAAGGACCGCGGCUGCUCCUCUGUCGCCGUCGCCGUCGGCGAGAGCCCCAGGCCGUCGCGGUUCCAGCCCCCUCGGUCGAGCUACGAAGGUGCCAGCAACCUCAAGAAACCGGCUCCUUCCUGUUCCAGGGACCAGGCGGUUGUCGCCGAUCGCAGGAAGGCAUCGUCUGCCGUCGCCCCCGAGCCGUUUCUCGUUAAAGCAUCACGCGACGACAUGCCAGCGCCUCUGGUGUUGGUGGCUUCGAAGGAGAGGGACCUACCUUACCGCAGCGGCGCGAUCUCGCCGGCCGGCUGUGCAAACGAGGACAGUAAGAGCAACGUCCAAGAGCACGUCGAUCGAUCACCGGACAAGUUCGGGAGCGAAGAGAUCACCGGAGACUCUGACACCGAGCCGAGCUACGUGUACGUCAAGAAGGACAGCGACGAGCAAAUCCCGGGGCCUCCUCCUCCCGAAACCCCAGCAGCAGCAGCAGCAGCAGCUGACGACGCGGAAGAAGAGUUCCGAAGGGAGAGCUCUGAGUCUCUGUACUCGAACGUCCAGUCCUCAUUCUCCCCGAGAUCCGAGCUCGCUAGCGCUGCAUCGUCGGCCACCACCGGCUCCUCCCCGCGCCCCAGCGCCACCGCGCAGUCGCCGGAGGCCAGCGUCUCACCACGGCCAAGGAAGAGCGCGGAAGCGGAGGAGGGUGCCGAGAAGCGAGUGCCAGCUCCGACCACGACCCCGAGGAGCAGUGCGCAGUCACCGAUGGACGCCGUCAACGGGCUCAAGCGGCUGCUAACGUUCGGGAAGAGAAGCGGCAACGGCAAGGCCAGCGAGGCAGCGGCGGCUCCACGUGCUCCCCCGGCUCGUGAUGGUGAUUCCUCCACCCUUCUGGACAACAGCUACGUCAUCUCCCCGAACGUUGGGUCCUUGCAAAGCAUUGCUGCGAGUUCUGAACUGAAGGAACCAGUCCUGCACGCGAAAUCGCCAAGAGUGCAUCGAUCGUUCUUCUCGCUUUCAUCGUUCAAGUCCGGAGCAAACUGACGCCUAACACUGGCUAGGCAGUUGCUGUGCGUUUCAGAUUCAAGGGUUUUUGUUGGUGUGCAUUACGCAUCUAGAACUUCCUGGAUGACGAGAUAUGGCGAUCAGCGAUGUUUGAAAUUUAUCCGUUUAUUGCAGCUCGGCUGACGACAAAAUAAUCGGUCCUAAGCCCUCGAUGCUGUGCCAAGUAUAAACUUUGAUUCCAUGAUACUUCUACAAAUACAUAAUUGCCCCCCUACAUUAGUAACAAGAAAUGUCAUUUUGAACAUUUGGUUUUGCUGUAAUUAAGUUAAUAUAGUUUUAUACGAAAUAUAUUUAUAUAUUAUUAUUA